Molecule: messenger RNA, 3480 nt
Organism: Capra hircus (goat)
Lineage: Eukaryota; Metazoa; Chordata; Mammalia; Artiodactyla; Bovidae
Gene: NDRG4
Product: NDRG family member 4
Exons: 16
Coding region: 345-1520 (391 amino acids)
Biological process (GO): positive regulation of ERK1 and ERK2 cascade; signal transduction; brain development
Cellular component (GO): cytoplasm
Source: RefSeq, a predicted model, not a curated record
ACGCGCGGCGGGCAGAGGGGCCCCCUCCCGUCGCCUCCCGGAGUGUCACCCGCGCCCACCCCGCGCUCUCUCUCCGCCUCCCGGGGUUCACCCGGACCAGGUGGCGGCGGGCGCCUUUUAGGGGUGCGCGGUCGUGCAAUUGGUGGAUUUUUUUAAACCGGUUUGGAGGGGGGGAGCGCGGCGUGGGGGGCGGCGAGAGCGCUCCCGGCUCCCGGCGGCUCCUCCUGCUCCGCUCCUCGCUCUCCUGCCGCUUCCCUCCUCGCCUCCCGCGCUCCUGUCCCUGGCUCCGCCGAGCGCACUCCCCCGACGCCGUAGCCGCGAGCCGGGCAGCGCCGGACGCCGAGAUGAAGGUGCUGGGACACAAGAUCGAGCUGCUGACAGGGCUCCUGCUCCACGACGUGACCAUGGCCGGCCUGCAGGAGCUGCGAUUCCCCGAGGAGAAGCCCCUGCUCCGGGGCCAGGACGCCGCGGAGCUGGAGAACUCUGACUCCUUCCUCUUGGCUGUGGACACAGACUGGAAGGAACAUGACAUCGAGACGCCUUAUGGCCUUCUGCACGUGGUGAUCCGGGGCUCCCCCAAGGGGAACCGCCCAGCUAUCCUUACCUACCAUGACGUGGGGCUCAACCACAAGCUGUGCUUCAAUACCUUCUUCAAUUUUGAGGACAUGCAGGAGAUCACCAAGCACUUCGUGGUGUGCCACGUGGAUGCCCCCGGUCAGCAGGUGGGGGCGUCACAGUUUCCUCAGGGGUACCAGUUCCCCUCCAUGGAGCAGCUGGCCGCCAUGCUCCCCAGUGUGGUACAGCACUUUGGGUUCAAGUACGUGAUUGGCAUCGGAGUGGGAGCCGGAGCAUAUGUGCUGGCCAAGUUUGCACUCAUCUUCCCCGACCUGGUGGAGGGGCUGGUGCUGAUGAACAUCGACCCCAACGGCAAAGGCUGGAUCGACUGGGCGGCCACCAAGCUCUCCGGCCUGACCAGCACUUUACCCGACACGGUGCUAUCCCACCUCUUCAGCCAGGAGGAGCUGGUGAGCAACACAGAGUUGGUGCAGAGCUACCGGCAGCAGAUCUCGAAUGUGGUGAACCAGGCCAACCUGCAGCUCUUCUGGAACAUGUACAACAGCCGCAGAGACCUAGAUAUUAACCGGCCUGGGACAGUGCCCAAUGCCAAGACUCUCCGCUGCCCCGUGAUGCUGGUGGUCGGGGAUAACGCACCUGCCGAGGAUGGCGUGGUCGAGUGCAACUCCAAACUGGAUCCAACCACCACGACCUUCCUGAAGAUGGCAGAUUCCGGGGGUCUCCCCCAGGUCACACAGCCUGGGAAGCUGACUGAAGCCUUCAAAUACUUCCUGCAAGGCAUGGGCUACAUGCCCUCGGCCAGCAUGACUCGUCUUGCCCGCUCUCGCACCGCGUCCCUCACCAGCGCCAGCUCGGUGGACGGUGGCCGCCCGCAGGCCUGCACCCACUCGGAGAGCAGCGAGGGGCUGGGCCAGGUCAACCACACCAUGGAGGUGUCCUGUUGAAGCCCCAGAUCUCGAGAAGACGCCCACUCGCCCCCCCACCCACAUCGACGUCCCAUGGCCACCCUUUCGCGGCUCAUUUCCCCUUUAGUUUAUUUUUGUGAGGGCAAAGGGGAGGAAAUGGGGUUACUUCUCUUUUGUUUAAAAAGAAGAGGGGAUCCGUCUAGAAGCUGCUGCGGAACAGUCUCCAGAUGGUUUGAGGGGCUCACUCCUCCCCACCUCAUUCCCCUCACGCACCUCGUUAACUUGGCUGACUCAGUCCCUCUCUUCCGACUCCCCAAGGCCCAGGCAUAGUAAGGGUACCAUUCCAGGGAGGGAAGGGGAUUAGCUCAGGAAAGACUCAGAGUCCUCCUCUGACCGUGAUCCAGGGUAACAUCCUGGGUCAAAGAAAGCAUGGGUUGACCCCCUGGGCCAGGCAGGUUUGAAGAUGGGGAGGAGGUUUUGAGGUGGUGGGUGCUGGGCCAGCAGGAACAUGGAGUCCAGCUCGUGAGCUGGCGUGAAAACCAGGAGCCAGUCCCUUUCCCCUGCAGCCCCAACACCAAGUCUGUUUCUGGUCUUAGCACCUAUGACAAUCGUCUGAACAGAAGCCACAAGGGGGCGCCACUCCCAGGCAGCAGUUUAGCGGGGGCUCUCCUGGCAGGCCUGGUGCUGUAGGGCCACGCAGGCAGGGACUGAAGAGGGCUGCUUCGCCUGAGGAAGACAGAACACGGAGGACCUGGAGGAACCCCACAGACUGUCCCUUCCAGCCCUACACUCGGCCACCUCCUGGCCCUGGCCUAUUGCUGAGCCAAGGCCCCGAGGCAGAACGUCACCUGGUCCUCUGCCUCCAUAGGGAGCUGACUGGGGCUGAGGUUAAAGGCUGGGAUAGCCUUUGAGUGUUGGGUGCACUUCUGAGAACUUCAUGGUGACUGCUUUUGGAAGCCUGCAGACAGUGGCGGCUCAGAGUUCCCAUAGAGUUCCCUCAGAGACCCCCCUUUGUGCCUCCAGGUUCCAUGGAAGACAGCUCAGUCAGCAGCAGCGUGGCCAAGGUCACUAGAAACGUUUCUAGAGAGAGUUCUCAUCAAGCUCUGCCAGCGUUUCACGCGGGCAUCACUGAGCACGCUUAUGUGGAGAAAACUGUCCAAGGUAGCCCCACAUCACCAUCCUAGCCAGGUGGAGGAGGCCUAGGCUGGGGCUUGCUGGGUCCAGGGGUGGGAGGUAAUGUUUCUGGAAGUGAACAAGGGCCAGGCAGAAGGGCAAGGCUCCCCACACAACCCAGCCCCUUCCUGUCACCUGAAGCCCAGCACUGUGCCAUAUACUUCCUAUCCACCACCUUACCAGGUAGAAUCUCCUGGCCCGGAAACCAGAAGCCAUUUGUCUCUGAGCCUAAAUCAAUUGCCAUAAGCCCCCAAAUGAGCAAAGAGAAGAGGAGAGGGCAAUGAAAAAUGCAGGACUGUGGAGGGGGGUGGGUGCGUGUGGGGCUGAGGGGACGCCUGCAUCCACAUUUCCUCUGCACACGUCACCCCCUUCUAUGCUCUUAAGCCAUCACUCAACACUGCUCUAGAGCCCACUGGAGUGUUAGUCUGCCCCCAGUUCUGUUCACUCGCGUGCUUCCUCUGAAUAUCAAAUGUGACUGUUUGAAAAGCUGGUAGAAUUAAUCCCUUACUGUAGAUAGCGCUGUGAAACUUGGAUUUCUUUUCUGUGUUCUUUCAGAUGAGAUAUCUAUAAAUACCUAUACAUUAUAUAUAUAUAUGUAUAUUGGGUACCCCCGCGUGUGGCUUUCCAUUGGAGGUUGUGUCUUCUUUGGUCAAAGUGAACUUUUAAUGGAAUUUAUUAUUUUCCUCUCUGUACAAAGUGAAGAGCCUACUCUUGUGUAUUUUGGUGGCUGAUGUCGUGAGACUUUGAGAUGACAAAAUGUAAAACAAAACCCCUUGUCAACAUAGAAAGAGUUAAGUGUGCUGAAAAACUAAUAAAGUAAUAAGAA